ACCGCCCGCUCAUGGCCCCGCCCACCGCGCCGCAAGCCACGCCCACGGAGUGGUUUGGCCACGCCCAUUGGGCAUCAAUGAGCUCCGCCCAUCUGGUGCCUGGCUCCGCGUCGCUGCUUUGUGACGUCACUCCCAGGCGCCAGGCGGGCAGCAUGGCGGCGGCGGGGCUGUCGAAAGCCGAGUACCUGAGGCGGUACCUGAGCGGCCCCGAGCCCGCACAGCCCCGGCGGCGCCGCAAGAGGAAACCCCCGGGCGGUGCGGGCAGGAACGGGAUGCGGAUCGUGGAUGACGAUGUCAGCUGGAGCAGCAUCGCUGCUGCCCAGGAGAAGGAGGAGGAGGAGGACGAAGGGGACAUGCCCGUGGUGGCAGAAUUCAUCGAUGAGCGUCCGGAUGAAGUGAAGCUCAUGGAGGAAUUCCGGACAAACACCAAGUGGAAGCUGCUGGGAGACCAGAAUGAGGACUCACAGAGCUCAGACACCUCGGGUCCUGCUCCAUCCAGGAGGCAGCGCCACGACUCCCCUGACACCUCCCCCGAGGAGGGGCUGCCACACAGCUCCCUGCAUCUGUCACCCCCCCGGAGACCCCGACACGACUCCCCGGAUCUGUCACCCCCCAGGAGAGAGAGAAGCAGCUCCCAGAACCCCCCGCCAGCCCGGCAGCACCAACGGGGUUCUGUGGACCUCUCACCCCCAGGAGACCCCGACACGACUCCCCAGAUCUGUCACCCCCCCAGGAGACCCCGACACGACUCCCCAGAUCUGUCACCCCCCAGGAGACCCCGACACGACUCCCCAGAUCUGUCACCCCCCAAGACCCGACACGACUCCCCGGAUCUGUCACCCCCCAGGAAGAAGCACGAGGACCCCUCAGACCCCUCCCCCCCUCGGCGCCACCGUCACGACUCCCCGGACCCCUCCCCCUCCAGGGGUGGGGGGAGGGGCUGCAGACCCCCCAGCAAGCUGCAGACAGGGGGGUCCCGGGGAGAGCAACCCCAUCCAGGCCCCCCAAGAGACCCCCCAGGCGCCCCCAACCCCAGACCUCUCCCCCCACGCAGGAAGCGCCCCGGUUCUGACCCAGAGCUGUCCCCACCCCGCAGGAAGAGGACUGGGUCACCUGGGGGAGGGACCAGGCCCAGCAGAACCAAAGGUGCUUCCCCAGCCCCCAGGAGGCCGAGGCAGAUGUCCCCCCCACGGAGGGGCCUGAGACAGGACUCCAGCUCCCCCUCCCCACCCCGGGGGGUCUCAGGGGUCUCCCUGCAGCCUGCUCCCCACAGCAGCUCCACAGACUCGGAUUUGUCCCCCCCCCGACGGGCUCUGCCCCCCCCCAGGGAGCAGCAGCAACGCUCCAGGAGCCCCCCUGAGCUCCUUCCUGGGGGGUCUCCCAAGAAGGAGAAUGUGGUGAUUCCUGGGAUGAAAGCUGGGCUGGUGUCAGCUGAGGUGCUGAGGAGGGAGCAGGAGGAGCUCCGGAGGCUGGAGAGGAGCACCAAGCACUUGGAAGAGGAAUCCAGGCAUUCCCAGACUGUGUUCCGGGACAAGUCGGGUCGGAAGCGGGACCUGGCCCGGGAGCAGCUGGAGCAGAGGCAGAGAGAGGAGAUCAACUCCCAGAGAGAUGAGCAGUAUGCCAAGUGGGGCAAGGGGCUGGCACAGGGCAAGCAGCAGCAGCAGAACCUGGAGGAUGCCCUGAAGGAGAUGCAGAAGCCCCUGGCCAGGUACAUCGAUGACCAGGACCUGGAUCAGAUGCUGAGGGAACAGGAGAGAGAAGGAGACCCCAUGGCUGAGUUCAUCAAGAAAAGGAAAGCCAAAGAGAGCAGAGAAAAGAAAGAAAAACCCCGGUACAAGGGACCAGCCCCCCCCCUCAACAGGUUCAACAUCUGGCCCGGGCAUCGCUGGGAUGGAGUGGACAGGUCCAACGGGUUCGAGCAGCAGCGCUUUGCCAGGAUGGCCAACAAGAAGGCAGUACAGGAGAUGGCCUACAAGUGGAGUGUGGAGGACAUGUAGGAGGGUGAGGAACCACACGCCCUGCCACAGCUCACAGGGCCAGGACCAAGCCCUCUCCUGGGUGCUCAGCAGCCCCUGUGCCCAGGGGGUGGGUGCAGAGAGGAGCUGCCCAGGGCUGUCCCUGCAGACAGGGCAGGACGAGCAGAGCCCUGGUGCCACCUGGAGCAGAGGUGGCCACUGCCCCUGGGAGCCUCAGCUCCCCCCUGCUCCCACACCAACUGCUGCAGGCCCUGCCCUCUGCUCUGUUUUAAUUUGUUUUCUCACAGACUGUAGGAUUUGUGCUUCGUUGUUUUAUGCCAAAUGCUUUUGAGGGCAGUUCAGGAGCCUUUGGGUGUCCUAAAUCUCAGGUUUUCCCUCAUGGUGAAAGCGUGGUGUGAACGCUGGGUGCUGCAGGGCUCCCCUCACCCUAGAGCUCUCUCUGUUCCUUCCGUUGUGUUCCAGCUCUCCUGGGGAGCAGCUGUACCCUCACCCUGCUCGGGGACCCUCCCUUCACCAUUGUGUGGUGGCAGCUUUGUCCCCCGAGGCCUCUCUGGUGUCAUCCAGGGGGGGCUGUGUCUCCAGGCCUGACCCUGUGUACCUGAAGGGAUUUGUUGUGCCUGGAGGGUGGGCUGGGAGGACCCCUCAGCCCUGCUCUGCCAGGAUCCACGCGUGGAAAUAAAUUCCCUGGUUCCUGGAGUCCCGGGGAGCUGAGGCAGCAGUUGCCAUGGAGAUCCUGCUCUUCUGGGCAAACAGGGACUGGAGCUGCUCUGGGAGGAGAGAAGAGAACAGCAAAGGCUCCUCGGGAGAGGGAGAGCCCCGGGGCUUCCAUCCCGGGAUUGUCACUCACUGUGUCACCUCCCCAGCCCCUCUGUACCCCUGUCAAUAAAAGCUCUUUU
Calypte anna (Anna's hummingbird) is the source of this 2872-nucleotide messenger RNA. RefSeq names its product BUD13 homolog (gene BUD13). The record is from RefSeq and is a predicted model, not a curated record. Gene Ontology annotation, biological process: mRNA splicing, via spliceosome. Lineage: Eukaryota; Metazoa; Chordata; Aves; Apodiformes; Trochilidae. Gene Ontology annotation, molecular function: RNA binding. Gene Ontology annotation, cellular component: RES complex; U2-type spliceosomal complex.